GAGUAGUAAUCUGUUAUUUUACCAGUUAAACCCAAACCAAACUUUCCAAAACCCCUCCUUCAGCCCAAACAAGCCAAGCACAGAGACUCAUCGGAACAGUAUGCUCGAAACGACGGGCCAUCGCCAUUUCUAGAGCUCAAGAACGGUUUUUCUUGAACUGGGUUACAGAAAUAGGUAACCAGAACGGUUUUUUUGGAACUGGGUUUCACUUAUUUACUACCUUAUGCUUCCUUAUUUAAUUUGCAAAGUUGCAAAAUUUAAGUGAAUUUAGGUAUAAAAUGCCCUGAAGCAGCUUAGUUUUUUUAUUUUCUUAAUCUGCAAUGCACCGGGGGAUUGUUGUUUUUACCCAUAGGAUUUUCAGAAGUUCCAGUCUUUUAAACCCUAGGAGUAACGGGUUUGUUUCUUUUCGUUUCCUGUCCUAUACUCCGAUGCACCGGCGUAAUCCCGACCCUGAUGACCCAGCCACCCUAAUGAAGGAAGAUGCUGUUUCAGUAUGUUCUCAAAUGUGGAUUGAGAAUUUUCGCGAACCCGAUAAAACGGCGAGCAAUUUGACCUCGUAUCUUCGUCGGUUUGAGUUAUGGGUAUUAGCGUAUCAGAAAGUGUGUGCUGAUGAGAUUGGAGCUUACGUGCCUCGUAGUGCUAUAGAAAGGCCGGCCUUGGAGGAUUUGUUAGCUCUUAGAAAUGCUGUUCUUGAUAAUAGGUUUAAGUGGGGUGCUAGGUUGCAGUUCCUUAUCAAGUCUCCGAGAGAUAAGACGGAUUAUGAGUCGUUGUCGAAGAGAAAGAUCAAGGCGAUUUUAACCACUACACAACCUGCUCCGUUUCAGGACAAGAUUGUUCAAGAGGUGAUGUAUAUGAUCUUGGAGCCAAUAUAUGAAGCACGGUUUUCGCAGAAGUCAUUUGCUUUUAGGCCUAGUAGAAAUGCACAUACUGCAUUGAGAGUCAUUAGGAGGAGUUUUGCUGGAUAUUUGUGGUAUAUAAAAGGGGAUUUAAGUACGAUUUUAGAUGGCAUGAAGCCUAGUAUAGUAAUAAGUGCUUUGAUGAGAGAUGUAAGGGACAAGAAAGUGAUUGAUUUGGUGAAGGCAGCAUUGACUACACCUGUGAUCACAACUGCCGUCGAAGUGCCAAAGAAGAGGAUUAAGAGGAAGUAUUCGAAAAAGAGGGUCUUAGCAGAGGAUGAGCCAAAGCCAGAUCCGUAUUGGCUAGAAACUUUUUUUGGGUUUGCGCCGGAGGAGGCAGAAAAGCUUCCUUCUUGGGGGCAUUGUGGAAUUCUUAGCCCCCUUUUGGCUAAUGUCUGCCUCGAUGAAUUAGACAAAUGGGUUGAAGGUAAGAUUCAAGAGUUUUACCAUCCUUCUAAAAGUGAUGUCAUAUGGAAUAGUCCAGAGGGGGAAGCAGAACAGGGAAAUACAUCUUGGCCAGAAUUUGUGCCAACAAGUGGGCCAGACAAGACCCGGAAAAUGGAUUAUAUAAGAUACGGGGGUCACAUUUUAAUUGGCGUUAGAGGACCUAGAGCGGAUGCAGCUACAUUGAGAAAACAACUGAUUGAGUUUGUUGAUCAAAAAUACUUUCUCAAGCUUGACAAUGAGAGCCUCCCUAUUGAGCAUAUAACUAAAGGUAUAAUGUUUCUUGACCAUGUUUUGUGCAGAAGAGUUGUGUAUCCAACUCUUCGCUACACCGCCACCGGUGGGAAGAUUAUCAGUGAAAAGGGCGUCGGCACCCUUUUAUCUCUUACGGCAAGCUUGAAACAAAGCAUUAAGCAAUUUAGGAAGCUGAACUUUCUAAAGGGGGAUAGAGAUCCAGACCCACAACCUUGCUUUAGAAUGUUUCAUGCUACUCAAUCUCACACCAAUGCGCAAAUGAAUAAGCUUUUGUCAACAAUGGUUGAGUGGUAUAGAUAUGCUGAUAAUCGGAAGAAAAUUGUGAACUUCUGUUCAUACAUUAUAAGGGGUUCACUUGCAAAGCUUUAUGCUGCAAAAUACAAGCUUCGUUCACGUGCAAAGGUGUAUAAGAUUAGUUCCCGGAAUUUGAGUCGCCCACUGAAGGAGAAGAAAGGAGCAUCUCCUGAGUACCAUAAUUUGUUAAGAAUGGGGCUUGCAGAGUCGAUUGAUGGGCUUCAGUAUACCAGGAUGUCUCUUGUACCUGAAACUGAUUACACCCCUUUUCCAGUCAAUUGGAGACCUGAUCAUGAGAAGGCAUUGCUUGAAUUUAUAAGACUGGAUGAUCCGAAAACCCUGGAGGAGCAACGGAAUUGCAUCAGGGAGCAGGGUCUGGUUUCACCUCAAGACUACAUUGCAAUGCUUGUUUGGAACUACAAGAAAAAUGCUAUUGCAACAGAUCAUAACACCCUUGUAAACAAUGGUGGCGGUAACACAGAAAAAGAACAACAAUUUCUACUGAGCACAAACCAGGAGGAUAACGAUGAGGAAAGUACAGAUGAAAAACACAAAGAACGGCUUCAUGUGGCACAAAUGAAUUCUUUUGGUGGCACUGUUCUCUCUGUCUAAAGGCAUGGACUGUGAUCAUUUCAUGGUUCAUUUUGGCACCUGUUGCACAUAAAUGGGACCUUGGACCCUUACAUGUCAUCUGCCAAAAGUUUGUUACCGCCUGUAAGUGGAUUUUUGUGGAUGAUCACGGGAAAUCCCAAUCUUGAUCUGCCAGCAUUCAAGCCAAGAUCAGUAAAAAAAAUGAUUGUGUAUUUGGCGAUUACUUGGAUAUCGAGGAAAUAACUCUACUGCUAAUAUGAUUGAUGCCAAGAGUUCGCUGGGAAACUCAAGCUUUUAGGACACAAGUGCAUUGCUUGCCAUGUUAAGCUUGUUUUUGUAUCCUAUUGGUAAUUGUAGAGCCUUCUUUUGAAUGUAAACUACAAAAUCGAUGGCACCCCUCUUCAAUUCGAAAACAAGAUUCUUCGCAGAAGUCGUCACGAAGCUGUGGUUACGCUGCUGGUCCUUUCGACUUUUCUGGUUAUGGUAACGCUGCUGCUCAUUUCCGUCCUGAGAUUCAUAUAUGAUCUUUCUUUAUUUUGAUUGUGAUGUCUUGUUUAGCUCUGUUUUUAUUGAUCUUAAACUGCAUUCAACAAUGUUCUUUGAUUUAAUGUUUUUGAAUGAAAUUUCACUGCAGUUGACUGUUGCAUUUUCAACUGCAAAAUGUA
This is a messenger RNA of Mercurialis annua (annual mercury), 3145 nucleotides long. RefSeq names its product nuclear intron maturase 2, mitochondrial. NCBI's taxonomy places the organism in Eukaryota, Viridiplantae, Streptophyta, Magnoliopsida, Malpighiales, Euphorbiaceae. Gene Ontology annotation, biological process: mRNA processing. The record is from RefSeq and is a predicted model, not a curated record. Bases 321 to 2501 code for a protein of 726 amino acids. The transcript has 4 exons.